AUGGAACUGACAGCGGAAGCAGGUCAGUCCACAUUCGCAUUCCUAUCAAUCGGAUUGAUUCAUGUCGUGGAACGAAAAAGGCAAGAGGAAGGGAUGGUUGUCCGUCUGGUCAUUUCAAAUGAAAGGAAAUUAUCAUCAAAGACAGUUGAAUGGCAGAUGAUCGAUCAUCUGGCAUUCAAUAUAUGUUGGUAUCGGGUAGAUGACAGCUGCAGUGAUAAUAAUGAUAAUAAGUCACAACUUACCGUAGUGGUGAGGAUAACAAAGAUAAAUAGCGAUGAUAAGGAUGAUGACCACGAUAAUGAUAGUUCGACGGUAUGA
Messenger RNA from Loa loa (African eye worm), 318 nucleotides. RefSeq lists its product as hypothetical. NCBI's taxonomy places the organism in Eukaryota, Metazoa, Nematoda, Chromadorea, Rhabditida, Onchocercidae. The record is from RefSeq and is a predicted model, not a curated record. The transcript has 2 exons. Bases 1 to 318 code for a protein of 105 amino acids.